CACACCUGAGAUGAAGUUCGUUGCCAUUCUCCUGCUAAGCAGCCUCACCAUUGCGAUGGUCCUGGCAUUUCCUAGUAACGACGAUAAAAAUGCUGCUCUGCCAGCUGAUAACCAGUAUGCUGCUGCACUGGCCAGUCCAUCAGCUGCAGGAUCUGCAGAUACAUCGGCAUCGGCGGACCAGAUCUCUAACAGCAUACGCCGGCCACGUUAUCUGCUGAGCAAACUCUUUCAGCCGAAGACCGUCGUGGUGCAGCCAGUGAUCGUGGAGCAGGUGGUUCCCGCUCAAUAUCCCGGAUAUGCACAGCCAUAUCCCGGAUACUACAACCAGGGCAGACGCAUCUGGUAGACCUAUUUUAAGCACUUGUAGCAAAUUAAAUAAAGACGCCUGACCUUAAAGUCAAAGAUUAAA
Molecule: messenger RNA, 409 nt
Organism: Drosophila biarmipes
Lineage: Eukaryota; Metazoa; Arthropoda; Insecta; Diptera; Drosophilidae
Exons: 1
Coding region: 11-346 (111 amino acids)
Source: RefSeq, a predicted model, not a curated record